Molecule: messenger RNA, 1329 nt
Organism: Parnassius mnemosyne (clouded apollo)
Lineage: Eukaryota; Metazoa; Arthropoda; Insecta; Lepidoptera; Papilionidae
Source: the annotation of a GenBank genome assembly
AUGGAGGUCUCAAGUAACACAGACGCCGUGAAUCUGGGCGUAGGUGAAGUAGAAGCAGAAAUUGGUGAGGAACUUAAACAACUGGAAGAAGUAAAAGAUUACGAUACUCGUAGCGAAGUUUCUAGUUCAUCUUCUAGCGAUUCCAGCACUCCGAGCAUUAGUUCUGUCAGUUCCAAGUCAAAAGAUAGACGUAAUCGUAAACGUGCAAAAUCUAAAAGCAAUUCUCCUGCACAAUGUAAACGACUACGUAGUGCAGCUGCUAACAAAAUAAAAAUAUAUGAUUAUAUGACGAAAUUGAAUUAUUUGUUCAGAGACACACGGUUCUUUUUAAUCAAAUCCAACAAUGCAGAAAAUAUUACGUUGUCGAAAGCGAAGGGAGUUUGGUCUACAUUACCCCAAAAUGAAGCUAAUUUGAAUCAAGCUUACCGCGAGUCACGAAAUGUUCUUCUGAUAUUUUCAGUAAAAGAGAGUGGUAAAUUUGCAGGUUUUGCUAGAUUAGCAAGUGAGUCUCGCCAUGAUGGCCCACCUAUAUCAUGGGUGUUGCCUCCAGGGCUCUCUGCAAAAGUUUUGGAUGGAGUCUUUAAAGUUGAUUGGAUAUGCAGAAAGGAAUUGUCAUUCAGCAGCACUCUUCAUUUGUACAACCCAUGGAAUGAAGGGAAACCUGUUAAAAUUGGCCGAGAUGGACAAGAAAUUGAACCUAAAGUUGCAGAAGAGUUAUGUCGACUAUUUCCUGAAGAUGAGGGAAUAGAAAUGACUCCAAUUUUGCGAAAAUCAAAAGAAGCAUCAAAAAAGGCUUAUUUAAAGAGUGGUGGAAAUUACAGGACUUAUAGAGCUCCUUUAUCCUCCAGGGGCUCAAAUUACCGGAAUCGCAUGGGUUCUUCAUCAAGGAGCAGAAGAAAAAUCUUUACAUCAACAAGAAAUCGUUUGGCCCCUGGUUCAUAUAAAAGAAGAUCACCAUCUCCAUACAUUCGAGAACGUCUACCAUCCUGGUUUACUCGUGGUAGAGAUACAUAUAACAGUACUAGUUCAGCUGCUGCAGAGGCCUAUGUUGCAGAAUACAUGAGAUCUAUGCAUCACCAAUUACCACCAUUACCUUAUGUACCCCCACCUGGAUUUAGUGGUGCGUUACCGAGUUAUGACGGACUGCCACCACCACCACCACCGCCACCACGAUACUAUGACUUGGCUGAUUAUCCUCGUUCUGUGCUUGUGUAUGAUAAAAGAUCCUAUGAACGCUCUGUUGAUGAGUUUUUGUGGCGCACUUCAGAUCGUUCUCGUAAUCGCAGCCGUGACCGUGAAUCCCACAGAUCUUACAGAGAUAGACGAUGA